AUUAUAUGAAUUUCUGUAUAAUUUUAUUUUUUAUAUAAAUAAUUUUAUUUUUUUUAAUAAAAAUUUUGUUUAAAAAAAAAUAUUUUUUAAUAAUAAUAAUAAUAAUAAUAAUAAUAAUAAUAUAUAAUAAUAAAAAUAAUAAUAAUAAUAUUUAUAUGACAAUUUUAUAAUAUAUAUAUUUUUUUUUUAUUCUUAAAUAUUAUAAAUAUUUUUUUUUUAAAUAUUGUAAUAUUAAUUAAUAAUUUUUUAAUUUAAAUAUUUUUAUGUUUUUUAUUUUAUUUUCUUACA
Messenger RNA from Ichthyophthirius multifiliis, 288 nucleotides. RefSeq lists its product as hypothetical. The record is from RefSeq and is a predicted model, not a curated record. The annotation marks the transcript as partial. Lineage: Eukaryota; Ciliophora; Oligohymenophorea; Hymenostomatida. The transcript has a single exon.